Molecule: messenger RNA, 429 nt
Organism: Fragaria vesca subsp. vesca
Lineage: Eukaryota; Viridiplantae; Streptophyta; Magnoliopsida; Rosales; Rosaceae
Exons: 1
Coding region: 1-429 (142 amino acids)
Source: RefSeq, a predicted model, not a curated record
AUGGAGAUCGCUCCGACUACCUGCUACGAAAACCUGAAGAGGUACUGGAGGAGGAGAAGGUACCAGAGACUGAACGGUGACAACAAGAAGAAGAUGAGGGUCGUAAGGCUCGGUGGUGGACCUAAUGGGAUGAGCACUAGCCCUACUCGGCGGUCUUGGAGGGUCAGAACCACAGCAAAGCUCAGACUGAUCAAGUAUGUUACACCGAUGAACCUCUUGGCCAAGCUCCACGGUGCUUAUGUUGAUAUGAUGGUUCGGACGGCCGGCAACGUUGGCGGUGCUAGGAGGAUUGCAGGAGGGUCAAAGAAAGUGGCGAAAAUGCAGGAUCAGAUUUCCAUGGCAGCUUCCGAAGAAGCUGUUGAUACUAGAUUGGUUUUGGAGAUUUACAAGAGGUUGGCAGCUUCUCGCCAAUUAGCAGAUGCGUAUUGA